AUGAAGUUUGGUGAACAUUUGAAAAGUUCUCUUAUUAGAGAUUACAAUUUCUAUUAUAUUAGUUAUGAUGAUUUGAAGAAAGAGUUGAAAAAUGGGUUAAAAUCAAAUGGGAACAAUUGGUCAACCGCUUUAGAAGAAAAUUUUCUAUCAAGUCUUGAAGCUGAAUUAGAUAAAGUUUAUACAUUCCAAAAAGUUAAAGGUGCUGAAAUUUCAAGAAGAAUUAAAGAUUCUGAAUUAAAUGUUAAAGAAGUUAUUGAUUUAAUUGAUUCUGAAACUCCUCCUUUAGAACAAGAUUUUGAAGAUUUAGAAGAAGAAUUAAGUGAUGUUAUUGCUGAUGUUCAUGAUUUAGCUAAAUUUACAAGAUUAAAUUAUACUGGAUUUCAAAAAAUUAUUAAAAAACAUGAUAAACAAACUGGUUGGAAUUUAAAACCAAUUUUCCAUGUUAGAUUAGAUGCUAAACCUUUUUUCAAAGAAAAUUAUGAUUCAAUGGUUGUUAAAAUUUCCACAUUAUAUGAUUUGGUUAGAACAAGAGGUAAUCCUGUUAAAGGUGAUUCUGCCGCUGGUGGUGGCCAACAAAAUUUUGUUCGUCAAACUACAAAAUAUUGGGUUCAUCCUGAUAAUAUUACUGAAUUAAAAUUAAUAAUUUUGAAACAUUUACCUGUCUUGGUUUUCAAUACUAAUAAAGAAUUUGAAAAAGAAGAUUCUGCAAUUACAUCUAUUUAUUAUGAUAAUAAGAAUUUAGAUUUAUACUAUGGUAGAUUAAGAAAAGAUGAAGGUGCUGAAGCUCAUAGAUUAAGAUGGUAUGGUGGUAUGUCAUCUGAUACUAUUUUCGUUGAAAGAAAAACUCAUAGAGAAGAUUGGACUGGUGAAAAAUCUGUCAAGGCAAGAUUCCCCUUGAAGGAAAAACAUGUUAAUUCAUUUAUGAAAGGUGAAUUUACUGUACCACAAGCUUUUGAAAAAAUGAGAAAAGAUGGUAAAAAAUCAAUAAAAGAAAUUGAAAAUUUAGAAGCUUUAGCAAUGGAAACUCAAUAUACUGUAUUAAAAGAUAAAUUAAGACCUGUUGUUAGAUCUUUUUAUAAUAGAACUGCUUUCCAAUUACCAGGUGAUGCAAGAGUUCGUAUCUCUUUAGAUACUGAAUUAACAAUGGUUAGAGAAGAUGAUUUUGAUGGUAUUGAUAGAACAAAUGGUAAUUGGAGAAGAAUGGAUAUUGGUGUUGAUUGGCCUUUUAAUCAAUUACCUCCAAAAGAUGUUGAAAGAUUCCCAUAUGCAGUUUUAGAAGUUAAAUUACAAACUCAAUUAGGUCAAGAACCUCCUGAAUGGGUUAGAAAUUUAAUUUCUUCACAUUUAGUUGAAGCUGUACCAAAAUUUUCAAAAUUUAUUCAUGGUGUUGCUACUUUAUUACCACAAAGAAUUGAUUUAAUUCCAUUUUGGUUACCACAAAUGAAUGUUGAUAUUAGAAAACCAAUGUUACCAAAUGAAAUUGGUAUUUAUAGAAAUAAUAAUCAUUCAAAUACAAAUACUUCAAGUGGUGAAUAUAUGGAUGAAGAAGAAUUAAUUGGUAAUAAUACUCAAUUUGGUUCAAUUGAACAAGUUGAUAAUCAAUUACAACAAGCAAAUGAUUCUAAUAAUGAAAAUGCACCAUUAUUAAUAAGUAAUGGUCAAUCACAACAUCAACAAUCAUCAUUAUCAAGAUCACAUAAAUUACCAAUUUUACAACCAAUUAUAGAUAAAUUUAAUUAUUGGUUUACAGAUGAAAAUACUUAUAAAGUUUCAAGAGAUACUGUAUUUGAAUCAAAAUUUGCUGCACCAGCUGGUAAAAAAAUUUGUGUUCCAGUUAGAGUUGAACCAAAAGUUUAUUUUGCAACUGAAAGAACAUUUUUAAGUUGGAUUUCAAUUGCUUUAAUUUUAAGUGCAACUACAACAAGUUUAUUAACUUAUGGUGAUAAAGUUUCAUUAGCUGCUUCAGUUGGAUUUUUCAUUACAACUGUUUUAACAAUCUUAUAUUCAGCAUCUAUUUAUAUAUGGAGAGUCAUUAACAUUAGAUCUAAAGUUGUUGCUAAUUAUGAUGAUAGAUAUGGACCAACUGGUAUUUGUGUAUGUCUUGCUCUAUCUGUUUUUGCAACCUUUUUAUUUAGAGUGCUGUGA
Messenger RNA from Hansenula ciferrii, 2145 nucleotides. It is a transcript of the gene VTC4, whose product is annotated as Vtc4p. Gene Ontology annotation, biological process: vacuolar transport; vacuole fusion, non-autophagic; polyphosphate metabolic process. The record is from RefSeq and is a predicted model, not a curated record. The transcript has a single exon. Bases 1 to 2145 code for a protein of 714 amino acids. Lineage: Eukaryota; Fungi; Ascomycota; Saccharomycetes; Phaffomycetales; Wickerhamomycetaceae. Gene Ontology annotation, cellular component: vacuolar transporter chaperone complex; fungal-type vacuole membrane.